AUGGUAUACUUGUUGUCUGGAUUUACUUUCGUCGGUCCUUUUUUUUUUCCACUUUGUAUAUUUCUACUUAUAUUUUUUCUUGCUUGGAACGUUAAAAAUGGUUAUGUCAGAAAUAAAAUUUUUAAAUCUAAUUUUAAUGAAAAUUUAACCGAUGUGUCGCAUAAUAUAAUUGAGUCAUCUAAUAAAUCCGCCGCUAAAAGUAAGCCAUUACUGAAAAGUGAAUGUUGUAAAGAAGAUGAUGAGAAAAAUUUAUUUAAUAAUGAAUCCGUUUUCAAAAAUGUUAAAAUUUAUUAUGGCUCUGCAGGAGGGAAAGCAAAGUUGUUCAGUGAAAAAUUAGCAAAUUGUGCAAAGGAUUAUAAUAUAAUCAGUGAAGUAAUUAAUUUAUCUCAUUAUGAAGCAGAAGACAAACUUCCUAAUGAAAAAUAUUGUGUAAAUGUAUUUAUUUUAUCUACUUACGAAGGAGGUAAGCCACCUCCGAAUGCUGAAUGGUUUUGUAAAUGGCUAGAAGAAGUUUCUAGCGACUUUAGAGUGCAUAAAAGUCUUUUGAAAAAUGUUAAAUUUGCUGUAUUUGGACUCGGAAAUUCUUUCUACAGCGAUAAUUUUAAUAAGGUAGCCAUUAACGUAGACAAAUGUCUUCACAAAUUACAAGGGGAAAGAAUAAAAAAAAUUUCUUUAGGUGAUGAAAAUGUCACCAAUUCUAAAAAUGGUUCUAUAGAAAAAGAUUUUGAUGUUUGGGUCUGGGAAUUGCUUGAUUUAUUAAAAAAUCCUGAAAAAGUGAAAUUGGGAUGUAAAUGCAAUGGAAAAAAACAGAAUGGAAACUGCAAAACAAUUGAAUCAGAUGGUUAUAAUGAUUCUUCAGAUGAAAAUGAAGGCACUAGUUAUAGUUCUGGAAUAAUUGAUGUUGAAGAUCUUGGUCAAAAAAUUUUGUCGAGUAAAAGUGCAGAUAAUGGUAUCAGAGAUAUGGUAACAGACCAACUUUCAGCUACUUUAACCAAACAGGGAUAUAAAAUUAUAGGAUCUCAUUCUGGAGUUAAACUUUGCAGAUGGACAAAAGCAAUGUUACGAGGUAGAGGAGGUUGUUAUAAACAUACUUUUUACGGCAUUGAGAGUCAUAGAUGUAUGGAAGCUACACCAUCGUUGGCAUGUGCCAAUAAAUGUGUUUUUUGUUGGCGUCAUCAUUCUAAUCCUGUAGGUACGGAAUGGAAGUGGAACAUGGAUGAUCCAGAGUUUAUUAUUAAUGGAGCCCUAGAAAACCACUACAAAAUGAUAAAACAAUUUAAAGGAGUUCCUGGCGUAUCAUUGGAUAGAUUACAAGAGGGUAUGACUGCUCGUCAUUGUGCCUUAUCACUUGUAGGUGAACCUAUAAUGUACCCGGAGAUAAAUAAAUUUAUUACAUUGUUGCAUGAAAAGCAAAUUUCUACUUUUUUAGUUACAAAUGCUCAGUUUCCUGAUGCCAUCAGAAAUCUAGUUCCUGUAACUCAGCUUUAUGUUAGUGUAGAUGCCAGCACGAAGGACAGUUUAAAAAAAAUUGAUAGGCCACUUUUUAAAGAUUUUUGGGAAAGAUUUAUUCAAAGUUUGAAAGCUCUUUCUGAUAAAGGACAAAGAACUGUUUAUAGAUUGACCUUGGUGAAAUCAUGGAAUGUUGAAGAAAUACAAAAUUAUGCUGAUUUAGUUAAUCUUGGAAAACCAGAUUUUAUUGAAAUUAAAGGUGUGACUUAUUGUGGAACUUCUAAAGCCUCAAAUUUGACUAUGGAAAAUGUUCCCUGGCAUAGUGAAGUCGUAUCAUUUGGAACGAAAUUAUGUUCUUAUUUAGACAAUUAUAAAUUAGCGUGUGAACACGAACAUUCUAAUUGCAUUUUGUUAGCAAAAACAAAAUUUUUAAUUAAUGGAAAAUGGCACACUUGGAUAGAUUAUGAUAAGUUUCAUUCAUUAGUCAAAAAUUAUCAAUCUUCUAACGGAGAAAAAACUUUCUCGUCAGAUGAUUACAUUCAAGAAACUCCGAGUUGGGCUAUUUACGGAUCUUACGAAAAAGGUUUCGACCCUACUGAAACCAGAUGGAAGAGGAAAAAAGAAAAUUAA
This is a messenger RNA of Pediculus humanus corporis (human body louse), 2079 nucleotides long. RefSeq lists its product as uncharacterized. The record is from RefSeq and is a predicted model, not a curated record. The transcript has 9 exons. NCBI's taxonomy places the organism in Eukaryota, Metazoa, Arthropoda, Insecta, Psocodea, Pediculidae. The coding region runs from base 1 to 2079 and encodes 692 amino acids. Gene Ontology annotation, biological process: wybutosine biosynthetic process. Gene Ontology annotation, molecular function: catalytic activity; FMN binding; 4 iron, 4 sulfur cluster binding.